GUUAAAUGCAAUUUAUUCCAGAUGUACAUACAUAUGUAAUAUAAAAAAAACGUCAAUUACUAAUUUCCACUUUGUUUUCUUGAUUGUUGGGAAUAUCAAGGAAAAAAGACACGAUUUUCAAUAUUUCUGUCCAAAUCCAAAUGAAAGGAACAAUUUUAUUUUUGCUCACCACAUAUGAAUAAUUUCAUUCUAGAAAAUAUUCACAAUUAUAUUAAAUCCAAGUAUUCCCAAUGCUCAAAAAGACUAAUAUAAUAGAUGUUAAAAUUUUUGCCAUGUCACCUACACCAGCUAUAUAUGGCCAUAACACAAUUGUACAAUCAAAUCAAUUUCAACAAUCAACAGAAAUUAAUAAUAAUAUUUUAAAAAUAUUUCAAGAUGUUGCCUUAAAUGAAUUACGAGAAGAUAAAAAUACUCAGGAACAAUCUUUAAAACAAUUUAGAAAUAUUUUGCUUAAUAAUCCAGAUAUUCAAAAUUUACGAAUCGAUGAUAACUUUUUAUUGAGAUUUCUUCGUGUGAAAAAAUAUAAUAUAUCAUUAUCAGAACAAGUACUUUUAAAAUACUUAAAUCUACGUAAAACUUAUCCUCAUAUGUGUACACAAUUAGAUAUUUUAGAUGUUAAUCAAAAUUCAAUAAUAUCAAAUGGAUAUAUAUUUGUUUCACCGAAUCGUGAUAAAUCUGGACGACGUAUUGUUUUCGUUAAUGCCAAAUUAUUUAAUGCAAAGCUUUAUUCAAGUGCUGAUCAAGCAAAAGCUCAUAUACUUACAUAUGAAACACUUUUAGAAGAUCCAAUAAAUCAAGUAAUUGGAUUAACACAUAUUGGUGAUUUAUCUGGUAUUACAGCAUCACUUGUAUUAAAUUGGAAUCCAACGGAAUUUGCAAGAAUUUUACGUUGGGGUGAACAAUCUUUACCAAUUCGUCAUAAAGCUGUUCAUUUAGUUAAUGUACCAAUGCCUUUUAAAUGGGUUCUUGAUUUUGUUAAAGGACGUGUCAGCCAGAAAAUGAAACAAAGAUUUCAUGCAUAUACAAAUAUAAAAGAGUUAAGGAAAAAUGUUGAUGUUGAAUGUUUACCAAAGGAAAUGGGUGGUAUAAUGCCAAUGAAGGAAAUGAUUGAAUUAUGGAAAAAGGAAUUAUUAGCUCGUAGAGAAUCUGUUAUUGCUUUAGACAAAAUGAGAUUGACAAGUGAUCGUGGUAUUAUAACAAGCCGAAAUCGAAAUAAUGUAACUAUAAAUAAUAUAAAUGAUAUAAAAAAAAAUGAAAAAGUUGAUCACAAACUUAUCGGAAAUUUCAAAAAAUUAGAAUUAGAUUAA
Molecule: messenger RNA, 1307 nt
Organism: Condylostylus longicornis
Lineage: Eukaryota; Metazoa; Arthropoda; Insecta; Diptera; Dolichopodidae
Gene: Cralbp
Product: clavesin-2
Exons: 2
Coding region: 231-1307 (358 amino acids)
Cellular component (GO): membrane
Molecular function (GO): phosphatidylinositol bisphosphate binding
Source: RefSeq, a predicted model, not a curated record